Messenger RNA from Paramecium octaurelia, 1110 nucleotides. The record is from the annotation of a GenBank genome assembly. Lineage: Eukaryota; Ciliophora; Oligohymenophorea; Peniculida; Parameciidae.
AUGAAUCAAUUAAAUCUUCCAAAUAUAAUAGCAGAAUAACAGUAAACAGGUCUUUAAAAUGAAUCAUACCAAGAAGAUCUAAAACAAUAAAAUCUUUGGGGUUUUGGUUAGUCAUAAGAAAACAAUGUUUUCAAAAAGAAUGAUUUCUAAUCAACAAUUAAUUUUGAACUCGUCCUAUAAUAUUAUAUUGGAGAAAAUUGCUACGCUAUGGAUUUUGAUACGUCCUUAUCAUUGAUAAUAAUUGGAGAUAGAAAUGGAUUUAUACAAUUAUUUAAAUUUCAAUCGAACAAGUUGAAAAAACAAAAAAUAGUCAAAGGUCACAGAUAAGUAAUUUGCAUAGUAGUUUUAAAACAUUCAAACUAAUUCAUAUCAAGUGGAGAUAAAAUCAUUAAAAUCUGGUCAUUUCAAGGCACCUAUCUAAGACAUUUGUAAUAUUUAUCUGGUCAUUCAAGACCUGUUAGAUGUAUACUUGUAAGUCAUCAUGAAGAUCUAAUUGUAUCUGGAGGAAAUGAUUGUUAUAUUAAAUUUUGGAUUAGAAAAGAUAAUAUUUGCAAUUUUGACUAAUAAUUAUUAGAACACGAAAAUUGGAUUUGUGGAAUGAGUUUAAAUGAAUCAUAAAAUUAAUUGAUUUCGACAGCUUGGGAAGAACCUUUAAUAAAAAUAAGCCAAUAAUAGCCUUGUAAGACAUGGAUUGUUAUUUAAACAAUUUAAAUUGAUAUAUGGGGUGCAAGGAUCUGUUUUCUAAAUAAUGAAAUGUUUUCAUUCUAACCUUUUAAUGGUUAAUCUAUGCAACUAUAUUAAUUUUAAUCUUAGAGUAAAGUAUAUACUAUAUCCAAAACUUUAGAUGUGUAAUAAAGUAAAUUGGGUUGUACUAACUUAUUCCCAUCGUAAUUUAUUAAAGAAAAAUAGAUUUUAGUAAAAAAAAAUGGAUAAUGUGUUAAUAUCAUUUCCAUAAAAAAUAAUAAUGAUUGUAUUUUAUAACAAUAACUGGAGUUUGACCAUUAUUGUGUAAAUGGGAGUAUUAGUCAUGAUGGCUAAUAUUUGAUCACAUGGGACUUGAGUUCAAGUUAAAUAUAAAUAAGGUAAUUGCUAAAUUAUUAAAAAAAAUGA